Molecule: messenger RNA, 2708 nt
Organism: Polyodon spathula (Mississippi paddlefish)
Lineage: Eukaryota; Metazoa; Chordata; Actinopteri; Acipenseriformes; Polyodontidae
Gene: cyp1b1
Product: cytochrome P450 1B1
Exons: 3
Coding region: 579-2189 (536 amino acids)
Biological process (GO): progesterone metabolic process; hormone biosynthetic process
Molecular function (GO): heme binding; steroid 17-alpha-monooxygenase activity; iron ion binding
Source: RefSeq, a predicted model, not a curated record
AGCUCUCACGGGGCUUGGCUGUAGUUAAUGUGAAUGAAGUAGCGGCUCGGAAGUUGGACAUUAUAAUGCAGAUCUUAUCAUAAAAGUCUUGUUUAAAAAGACAUAAUUCAUUUUGUGGAUCCUCAUUCCUAUUAUAUAUCUAUAUAUAUAUAUUUUUUUGUUUGUGUAUAUACAUUUUAAAAAAUCAUCUGCAUGGAAAAAUCUUGGUGUAUGCAACUACCUGGCAAUUUCACGUCUACAUCUCCUGUUCCCUGAACUGUCAUAAGACACAAUCUACUGAAAUCGAAAUUGGUGACAAGUUUCAUUUGUCGACACCUGGACACGCAGACUUCGCAGUGAAAUUGAACUCUUUAGUUUGCACCGCAGGGUGGAAUUACAGUGAGAACCCCACAUCCAUAACUUUGAUGCCAAGUUACUUUUUGACAGUGUCAGCGUGCAGUUUACCUGGCGUUCCCCUUUCAUCAAGCCUUGCGUGAACAGACCUGCAUUCCAGUUAACAAGAGCAGCGCUGCUGUGCUGUUUGAUUGAGGAGUUUGGCUCGUGUAAACUAACAGUCGUUGGUCUUUACAGGUCCUAAGAUGAAAAUGAUUAAGAUUUUGGAGGAGAUUUCCAGACCGUCUACGCAGAGCGUUUUGCUGGUUUUCUUGACUGUCUUAGCUGUUGUACACGUGUGGAGGUGGUUUCAGCAAUGGGUUAGGAACGCAAAGAAGUGGACAGGUCCACCUGGCCCUUUCCCUUGGCCAGUAAUCGGAAACGCCGCCCAGAUUGGCAGCACUCCGCAUAUAUCAUUUACCAAAAUGGCACAGAAAUAUGGAGACGUCUUUCAAAUCAAAUUAGGCAGUCGCAACGUAGUAGUCCUCAACGGCGAGAAUGCCAUCAAGCAAGCACUCAUUAAGAAAGGGUCUGACUUCGCUGGCAGACCUGAUUUCAUCUCCUUCAAACUGGUCUCCGGUGGAAAGAGCAUGGCGUUCGGCGGUUACUGCGACUUGUGGAAGGCGCACAGAAGGAUUGCCCAGUCCACAGUCAGAGCGUUCUCUACCAGCAACCCGCAAACCAAAAAGGCAUUCGAGCAGCACAUUAUAAGCGAGGUCAGGGAACUGAUUUAUCUUUUUCUGAAGAAAACGGAACAGGAGAAGUAUUUCCAACCGAGCCAGAUUCUGACUGUGGCCACCGCCAAUAUAAUAAGCGCACUGUGUUUUGGGAAGAGAUACCGCUACGAGGACGUAGAGUUUAUGUCGGUGGUUGGCAGAAACAACGAGUUCAGUGAAACAGUAGGGGCGGGGAGCCUUGUGGACGUCAUGCCGUGGUUGCAGAGUUUUCCAAACCCAAUUAAGACUAUGUUUGGCAACUUUAAGAAUCUCAAUUUAGAGUUUUUUGCAUUCAUCCAAGAUAAAGUGACCCAGCACCGUGCCACAAUUAAACCAGGUUUUAUUAGGGAUAUGACUGACGCUUUCAUCCUUGAGCUCGACCAAGGGAAGCGUGACAUCAACGGGGUUCUAUUGGGAAAAGAACAUGUGCCUCCUACUGUCAGUGAUAUCUUUGGGGCGAGCCAGGACACCCUCUCCACCGCACUGCAGUGGAUAAUCCUGCUUCUCAUCCGGUUUCCUGAGAUGCAGACCAGACUUCAGCAAGAAGUAGACAAUGUUGUUGAUAGAACCCGCCUGCCUUCCAUUGAAGACAAGCCCAGUUUGCCCCACGUCAUGGCAUUCAUCUACGAAGCCAUGCGCUUCUCUAGUUUCGUGCCAAUCACUAUUCCUCAUUCCACUACUACUGACACCUCAGUAAAUGGUUACCACAUUCCCAAAAAUACAGUUGUCUUCGUGAACCAGUGGUCAGUCAACCAUGAUGCACAGAAGUGGCAUAAUCCAGAAGUCUUUGAUCCAACAAGGUUUGUGUCUGAGACUGGGGAUCUCAACAAGGACCUCACCAACAAUGUUUUAAUCUUCUCAGCUGGAAAGAGGAGAUGCAUUGGGGAAGAGCUCUCCAAAAUGCAACUUUUUCUUUAUACCGCUAUACUGGCACAUCAGUGUAACUUUAUUGCAAAUCCGGAGGAACCAAACACACUUGACUCCUGCUACGGCCUGACUCUCAAACCGACUCCCUUCUCCAUCGCUGUAACGCACAGGGGCACCAUGGAGGUGAUGGACUCUUAUGUCAAAGACCUGCAGAAAUCUGAAAGCAGUAUGUAAACUAAUGUAAUGCAACUGCCUCUAGAACAAAUGAAGGUAAAGAAGAAUACAGAAAUUGGUUGCUGGGUGGCCACAAAGUGUCUCUUAGAUGGACGAUCAGUGAAACAUAGCAUUAUCUUGCCUUUUUACAUUACAGAUCUUAAAUGACGUACACAACCUUUUAGAAUGAUUAAAUUGCAUUGUUUUUAUGAACUGCUGGAAUGCACGUAUAUAGUUUUGGUAUAUAUAUAUACAUACACUGUACAUAAACCAAAGAAAAAAUCCACAGAAAAAAUAAUCAAUAUCACAAUAAAAUGACUGACAGAGCUUUAUUCUCUCCAGCAUAUGAAAUCACAAUCAGAAAGCACAGCUAGAGUAUGUUUAAAAGAUCCAUGCAGAUAAACUAAUAUGUCUCUGCAGACAGUAAUGUUUUAUUAUUAUUUUUUUUUUUAAUUACACAAAUCAUUCUAAAACAAAGUCAAAUGAGGUUUGAAAACCUUUUGCAUUCUCUUUGUUAAACUAGAGUUGGUAUUGAAUAAA